This is a messenger RNA of Opisthorchis viverrini, 1494 nucleotides long. RefSeq lists its product as hypothetical. The transcript has 4 exons. Lineage: Eukaryota; Metazoa; Platyhelminthes; Trematoda; Opisthorchiida; Opisthorchiidae. The record is from RefSeq and is a predicted model, not a curated record. Bases 1 to 1494 code for a protein of 497 amino acids.
AUGGAUUCGAUGCGGAAUCGCUUCUCAGACUCUAACAGCCGCAGUCGCAUGUUGGAUAUACUGCGCCGCGAGGCUGAUGCAUCAAAAACCAUUUAUCGCGACACCGAUGACUCACGCGUCUCUAACGACCCGGAAGACAAUGAAUCUACUGAGUCAGAAGUUGGAAGUGAUGAUCAGGACCCAAAUCUCGACUUGAAUUGUGACACACUGGAUACGAAUCUUGUUUGGUCGAAGCUCCCAAUGCAGGAGAAGAGGGAAUUUUGUCGUCUGAUUAACAGCGGAGAAAUAAAGAACUAUGUGCCUCUAUGGGUUCCGUGGUGGCAUGUCAAGAACGAUGCAAUUGUUGAGGUGGACCAUUCGGUGGAUGUCACAAACAAUCCCUCUCUCCACCGGUUGCCACCGCCACUACGGCUCAGUGAAAUUUUUCCCUCUGGAAAAUUACCACAUCAUUCCGUCGUCUUUGUGUUGCUCGAUGUACUCCUCGGAUACGCCUUCAUUGCUCGAUUGUACAACGGCGAUUACAUGGACCUAAAGCACGAAGCUGCCUCCAACUUUUGCCAGAUUGUGGCGUCAUUCGGCUGUUCCCGUAUUUCAAAGUCGCCACCGAAGGAAAAGAGCAGAGACACAUCUCGAACGGUGAUUCUCAGCCCAAUCAGUUCGCGAAUUCCUCCGACUUUCUCUUCCGUAUCACAAGUGGUCGGGUCUGUCCAGAUACGGUUGUGUCAGUUGAAAUUCCCGUGCAGUCCUCAAACAAUGGUCGUUCUUUUGGAGGACGCUGUGGCCUUGACAAGGACGGUUAAUAACGUUGGUCAUGCUCUAGAGGACGCGCAUAUCUUGAUCAAUUCCGUAAGGUCCGGUAUAGAUACGGAAGGUCCAACCGAACAUGAAGCGCCAAAGAAGCAGUUGCUGAACGCUCAUCACAAACUUGCUUUCCUACGGAGUUGCUUCAGUCUGCAAGACCCGACUGCUGUGGAAUGGCAAGCCACCGUAUUCCCCACCUUUCAGUCCCAGUUAUCUGUAGAAUUAUGCAAGCAGAUAACCAGCUUUAGCACAGAGAACUCCAGACCUGUAGAACCAGCCGCAGGGCCCAACUGGCGGCAAAUGAUUCGUGACAGUAAAGAAAGGGUGAUUACCCAGUUGAUCUCUGAAUUUGCCAAGGACAGUUUCUAUGACGCUCUAGGUGCCCUUCUACAGCAGACUAAAAGCUCAGAUAUCGUUGUGGUUGCUGGUGAUAUGAACGCCCAGGUAGGUAGACUAAGCGCUGCUGAGGCCCGAUUGGGCGGUCGUCUUGGUUUGGACACGAGUCGUACAGACAACGGAGACCGAUCACAGACUGUUCCCUUGCAGUACGAAUUUCCGGAACAGCGAAAAUCGCUUGACAACGUGGUGCCCACCAACAAACCGGCCCCUAAUCUAAGUAGACCAGAUCGCCGUCAGUUAUCAGUGGCGACGGUUGAUCACCGCCUGCCGCUCCUUCUGGAACAGCAGCGUUGA